Messenger RNA from Paraphaeosphaeria sporulosa, 1118 nucleotides. RefSeq lists its product as uncharacterized. The transcript has a single exon. Bases 48 to 1067 code for a protein of 339 amino acids. The record is from RefSeq and is a predicted model, not a curated record. NCBI's taxonomy places the organism in Eukaryota, Fungi, Ascomycota, Dothideomycetes, Pleosporales, Didymosphaeriaceae.
GUCGUGUUUCAACACCCACGAUUCGUCAUCACCAUGCGCCUCAAUGCAUGACUGUACAGGUAUCGCUUCCACUCCACGCCAUGGAGUCGCUCAAGCCUAUGCACCUUCCGCUCGAGCUAGUCCUCAAUGUCAUUACCUGUUCGCUGCCGAAGCCUAACGUCCUACUACGGCCCGCGCACCCAAUCACCCAGCUUCUCCUUCAGUUCACCUUGGUAUGCCAUGAAACUCGACGCGUGGCCAAUCGCGCGCUUCGAGAACAUUGCGUGUAUCUCUCUUCCCAAGCACGCUUGUGCUCGUUGCUCUUGGCCAUUCCCACCGCUAGGCCCGACCUGAGACAGAUAACGGCCCUCUUUCUGGCACCGUUUCGUGGAUCCAUCGAUGACCAACCUACAGCCACAUGGGUCCGGGAAUUGCUCCAAUACACGUGUUCAACGCUCAAACGCCUCAUCAUCGACAUUCCUUUGCGCAGCGUAUAUCCAGAACGAGAUCAUCUUGGAGUGCGCAACAUCUUGCGUGAGGGUUUUCAAAGGCUGGAACAUCUCGAGGAGUUCGUGAGCGUGCAGGACGAGCUGUUCCUUGACCUCUAUUGGCACGGUGGCGAGCAUGCUUUUUGGACGAGAUGGUCGAAGCUUCGAAGACUCGCUGUCUACAAUCCAGCGAGUCAUCCGUCGUUCUGGCGAGAUGUUGCGAAGAUGGAAACGCUGGAGACGUUGGUAAUGACUCGUGCGGACGGACUGCGUGAUUACGACAUCAAAGCCCAAUAUUUCAGACACUGCAAUAAGCCACUGAAGGUACUCUUGAUCAACAUCGACAGCCAACAGAUGCGAUAUGGGAAUUUCCGACGCGGCCAUUGGGAUGGCACUGACCCAAAGAAAGUCAUGACUAUCAUGACUUAUAGCAUACCCUUGUUCAUGGACGAUGAUCCCAUCGAAGUUUGUCAAGAUUAUGUGCGGAUUGGGGCCGAGCAUGGUACGCUUUGGGACUGGGAGGGAGAGAUCAUCCAACAUCCUCCGAGGUUCGAGCAGCCGUCACGGCCUACAGAACCCGUCUCCUUCUUUGAUCAAUGAAAUCCCCGCGCUUGAAUCUAGAAGACAUGUUCAGCUCUCGCACUAUUCUUA